AUGGCUGUUUGUAGCAACGAGGAGCUUCGGCCGCCGCAAGUCCCUGGCAGCGAGCUCCUGGCAGCGGCCCCUGCCGCGCUCCCGGCCCCGCGGGCGGGCCCGGCCGCCGCGCUCAGGUGCCCGCGGCUGCUGGCGGGGGGGCCGCGGGCCGCGUUCGGCCACCGCUGCCCCGGCGUGACAGGGGCGGCGGCUCGGUGCGUCGGCCCCGGCUGGCCGCGAUCGCGGCGGAGGCGCCGGAGCGGGUCCUGUCACAUGAUGCGGUUCCUGGAAAGUUCCUGGAAAGCAGCCUUUCCUCUGUCCGCCCCGGCACAGCCUCGACGCUUCUCCCCGGCGGCGGGUGCUGUGUCCCCCCGGCCCCCCGACGCCGCCGGGAGCCCGAACAACCUGACCGCCCCACCUCCAGGCGGCGGCAGCGGCGGCCCCAGCCCCGUCCCGCCGAGCCCGGGUGAGUCCCCUUGUCGCCGCUCCCCUCCGCCCGGUGCCCUGCGUCGCUUCGAGAGCCGGCAGCCCCCCGCCCCGCUCCCGGUGCGGCGCUGCCGGCCGCCGGGAUGGAGGCUCCCCGCAGCAGGCUGCUCCGGCUCUCCUCGCCUCGGCCGGGGGGCGCCGGGCUGCAGCCAGCCGCCACCGCCUCGCCAGCCUUCCGUCCCCACCGAGCUCCCGCGGCGGCGGCGCCUCGCGGCUGGGCGCUGCCGGAGCCUCCCUUUCACACGGGGUCGCGCCCGGACACCGCUGGCAGGGCUGCUUCCACCUGCGCUCGUCGGCCCCGCGCCCGCUGCCUCUCCCGGUCACAGGCGCACCUGCGCCCGGUCACCGAGCCGGCGGCGGGAGCUUCUGCGCGGGGGAAGGAGGGGAUGGGCUUUGUCGAAGGAUUCCCGCGCGUGUGCCUAGAUAUGUUGGGAUAGAAACCCGUCAGAACACCCUA
Passer montanus (Eurasian tree sparrow) is the source of this 922-nucleotide messenger RNA. Its product is annotated as formin-like protein 5. Bases 1 to 888 code for a protein of 295 amino acids. Lineage: Eukaryota; Metazoa; Chordata; Aves; Passeriformes; Passeridae. The record is from RefSeq and is a predicted model, not a curated record. The transcript is spliced from 3 exons.